CCGCUGAGCGUCGUCUAUGUCUUCACCGAGGACGUGGAGGAGCCGCUGCCCCUGCGGUGCCUGCGGGAAGCCUGCCACGAGGAGGGGCGCGCCGCCGAGCUGACGACCCUGCCCUUCGGGACGGUGAUGCUCGGAGACACCGAGACCUUGGACCGGUUCUAUAACGCGGAUGUGGUUGUGGUGGAGAUGAGCAACAGUCUGUGCCAGCCUUCGCUCUUCUAUCACCUGGGGGUGCGCGAAAGUUUCAGCAUGACCAACAACAUCCUCCUUUGCAGUUACAACAGUCUUCCGGAGCUGCAGGACUUUCGCGACUGCAACGGCAAGCUGUCCUGCACGGCCGUUGGCAGGAAGCGGUGUGGCUACUUCCGGGAGAUGAUCCGGAGAGACAUUCGCAGGGCCCGUGAAAGGUACAGCGGGGAGGAGCUGAGCCGCGAGCUGACCAGCAUCCAGCAGCGCUUGGACAGUGUGGAGUGCCUCAGCUUGGAUAUCGUCAUGAACUUUCUUCUGUCCUACCGUGAUGCGCAGGACUGUAACGCCAUCAUCAACCUCGUGGAGACCUUGCAGGCUCUGCCAACUUGCAACAUUGCCGAGCAGCACAGUAUCUGUUUCCACUACGCCUUUGCUCUCGACAGGCGCAACCAGCCUGGUGACCGAGAGAAGGCCCUCUCUGUUCUCCUGCCCUUGGUGGAGAAGCCAGAAGGGGCUGCUCCUGAUCUGUACUGCAUGUGCGGCCGCAUCUACAAGGACAUGUUCAUUGAUUCUGGCUUCACUGAUCCGGAGAAGAGGGACCAAGCCUUUUAUUGGUACCACAAAGCUUUUCUGACAGAGCCGAGUCUUCAUGCUGGAAUUAACUCAGUCGUCUUCCUCAUUGCGGCUGGGCACCGAUUCGAAACGUCUGUGCAGCUUCGACAGAUUGGUAUGAAAGUAAGCUGUGUCUUGGGCCGGAAAGGCUGUUUGGAAAAAAUGCAACAUUACUGGGAUGUGGGUUUUUACCUGGGCGCAAGUAUCUUGACCGGUGAUAUGGACAAAAUCAUUCAGGCUUCCGAGAAACUCUAUAAGCUCAACGCCCCUGUCUGGUACCUGAUUUCUAUCAAAGAGACCUAUACAAUCUACAGUCACUUCACUACUCCCCUGGACACUUGGUCACCCAAACAGGAGCUGAUGGAUUUCUGGCUGGGAUUUGUGAUGGCGUGUUGCCAGCCCUUCGUCUCUACAGAGCAGUGCUCGGUAUUGAUUCUAGAACUGGGCAGAGUGUUGCAACCAUCCCAGCUCUGUAUCGGCAGGCAAGGAUCAGAAAAAUCAGUGACUCUGAGCCACAUUUGCUCCUUGGAGGAGGAAGGAACUAACACCUGGACAUUUCCAGUAUCUUCCAUCCGUGGAAUCAGCAUCUCCAAGUGUGAUGAGCGCUGCUGCUUCCUUUAUGUGCUUCACACAGCUGAAGACUUCCAACUGUACUUCCCAACCCAGUAUCACUGCCGCUGGUUUUGUGACCUGAUCCAUUCCUUCAUGGCAGAAAUGGGUGAGGAAACGGACAGCUGUACCUCCCCCAAGGUGUUAGAGUAUGACUAUGAAUAUACAGAAACAGGCGACAGAGUGAUUCUGGGCAAAGGCACGUAUGGGGUGGUCUAUGCUGGCCGGGACCUGAGCAACCAGGUGCGCAUUGCCAUUAAGGAGAUCCCGGAGCGGGACAGCAGAUAUUCGCAGCCUCUGCACGAAGAGAUUGCUCUCCAUAAGCGUCUGCAACACAAGAAUAUAGUCCGCUAUCUGGGUUCUGUUAGUCAAGAUGGCUUUCUCAAGAUCUUUAUGGAGGAGGUACCUGGUGGGAGCCUCUCCUCUCUUCUGCGAUCCAUGUGGGGUCCCCUGAAGGACAACGAGCCAACGAUUGUCUACUACACAAAGCAGAUCCUCGAGGGACUGCGUUACUUGCACGACAAUCAGAUUGUCCAUAGGGAUAUCAAGGGAGAUAAUGUCUUGAUCAACACGUACAGCGGUGUGUUAAAAAUUUCUGACUUUGGCACUUCCAAGAGGUUGGCAGGAAUCAGCCCCAAAGCAGAGACGUUCACAGGCACCCUGCAGUACAUGGCUCCAGAGGUUAUUGAUCAGGGGCCACGUGGGUACGGCAAGCCAGCUGACAUCUGGUCCUUGGGCUGCACCAUCAUUGAGAUGGCUACAGGCAAGCCCCCUUUCUUUGAGUUGGGCAGCCCUCAAGCUGCCAUGUUCAAGGUGGGCAUGUUCAAGAUCCACCCAGAGGUGCCCGGUUCCAUGUCAGACGAAGCCAAGGCCUUUAUUCUGAGCUGUUUUGAGGCUGAUCCAGAUAAGCGGGCAACGGCUGCUUCCUUGCUUCAGGAGCCCUUUUUGAGGUUGCCAAACAGGAGGAGAUCUAGGAGCCCUGUAGUGCCAGAUGAAGGGAUAAUGCCAAGCAAACCUGAAAGGUCAACUUCAGCAGAUGCUGUUGGUUUGUCCAGGAGCUAUUCCUCAUCCUUACACCCUAUGAGGACACAGACGGAGAAUGCCUUUCUAUCUCGGAGCUCCAGUGAGGCAUCUUAUAGAACCAACUACCUAAGAGUUUCUGAAGAACUGGCCAACGUGGACCUCAACCUGUCUUCUUCUUCUCAUGAGGAGAGCGGCUGUUUGUUCUUGUUGAAGAAGGACAGUGAGCGGAGGGUAACCUUGUCCAAGGUCCUGACCGAGGAGUUGCCCAGCAUUGCUGCCGCCAUCCACAAGGCCCAAAAGGAGGCCUGGCCCGCGUCGUCCUCCCAGGCCCUGCUGUCGCUGGAGCACAUCUCGCAGCUGGUGUCCUGCCUCAAGAGCUACAUCCGCUCGCCCAGCCGGAAGCAGCUGGCCCAGGACCUGCUCCAGCUCCAGGCCAGCUUGCAGGCGGACGGCCUCGGCCUCGGCCAGACCCAGGUCCCGCUCUUCACCUUUCAAGACAUGGUAAAGCAAGCUCUCCGGAAGCUCCAGAUCAAGCCCCACUGGGUGUUUGCGAUGGAUAACCUCAUGGGGCAGGCGGUCCAGGCAGCAUUUACCAUUCUCUUGACAGAAUUUAACUUGAAGCCACAGCUUUUACAAGGGACAGGUUGCCUUGAACCCCUGAGCCAAGCAGAGGAGGAAGCCGAUGGCCUUUCGAUCCAGGAGACGUCGCCUUCGAAAAGUCAAGACUGCAUUCUCAGGGAUGGCGCAGAGACUUCAAGUUCUGGAGUUGGCACCGCCACCAGCAGCUGGCUAGACUCCCAGCAUCCAUUGAAGGACCGUUUGCCUCUCAUGUCCCAGAUUGAUCAUUUACAGGUAGAAACGAGAAGAUUGCAGUGGAAGCUGAUGGAGAAGGAGCGUGAAUUCCAGGGGCUUCUGCUGGAAGCGCUGCAGGCUGUAGAGAAGGAUGCCUGGACAAUAAGAAACUCAAAGCCAACACAAGUCUUUACCCCCUCGACGCUUUGUGGGGAGAAAGAAGAAGACGUGGUUGCAGAUCCACCAUUGACCAAAUGGUUAGAAAAACUUGGAGCAGACAAAGAUACAGUUGCCAAGCUCUUACAUCAUGGCUUCACUCUGCCUGUCCUGCUGAACUGUGCUACGGCUGAUGACCUCCGGUACACAUGUAUCAGAGGAGGGAUGGUGUGCCGCAUCUGGAGAGCCAUCUUAGAACACCGGCAUCAGCCGUUAAAAGAUGAUGCUGACCGAGAGCAAGAAACCAAGGAAAACUCUGGAUCUGUUUGA
Pogona vitticeps (central bearded dragon) is the source of this 3711-nucleotide messenger RNA. Lineage: Eukaryota; Metazoa; Chordata; Lepidosauria; Squamata; Agamidae. The record is from RefSeq and is a predicted model, not a curated record.